AUGGAUAUCAAUGCCAGAAACCUUUUUGGCAGCUCCCCGUCUGCAGUCAGUGUCACCAAUUUUCUCAAGGAAAUCGAUCCCCGGGCCGAAGCCCUGAUCCCAGAAGUGAAGGCAUAUCCAGACAUGGUUUACUACAAUUACCACAGACUCGGCAUCAGUCUACAGUUUGCACCACGAGGGGGAUAUAAACCCAAGGCUGGGCUAGCGAGAGAUCAACUCAAGGACGACUGUUUGGGUCUGGAAGGCAUUGACAUAUACAAUGAGCUGAAGCCACGAUCUGACAACGGAAGACCUGAGACUCCCGGUCGAUCUGCACCGCUCGCCUUCUCGCCAUGCCCAUUGUUGCCAUUGAGGAUACCUCGAGCAGCAUCUGCGCACGGCGAGGGCUCAACACAGUCCUCCAUGAAUAUAGCCGCAAACACAACAGGUAAAGAAUUCGUCAGUUGGCUGGGAGAGCCUUGUAGGAAAGGAGGUGGGACAGGUCCAUCAUCGGAAUCGAUCAAUAUAUGGUGCGAGUGGUCCAAGGAAGGUAUCAUGGCCCGAGGUCCUCAGGCUUGGGAACGGGGUAAGGAUGCGGUGUGGCGGGUUGUUACUGUAUUUCCCCCCCGGGAAUGA
Messenger RNA from Pisolithus orientalis, 615 nucleotides. RefSeq lists its product as uncharacterized. The transcript has 2 exons. Lineage: Eukaryota; Fungi; Basidiomycota; Agaricomycetes; Boletales; Pisolithaceae. The record is from RefSeq and is a predicted model, not a curated record. The coding region runs from base 1 to 615 and encodes 204 amino acids.